Messenger RNA from Cyprinodon variegatus (sheepshead minnow), 2146 nucleotides. RefSeq names its product dihydropyrimidinase like 5 (gene dpysl5). The transcript has 14 exons. Gene Ontology annotation, cellular component: cytoplasm; cytosol. Gene Ontology annotation, molecular function: hydrolase activity, acting on carbon-nitrogen (but not peptide) bonds, in cyclic amides. Bases 120 to 1823 code for a protein of 567 amino acids. The record is from RefSeq and is a predicted model, not a curated record. NCBI's taxonomy places the organism in Eukaryota, Metazoa, Chordata, Actinopteri, Cyprinodontiformes, Cyprinodontidae.
AGCAUCUGCGGCUCGCGCUCUGCCAGCUGUCCGCUCGCACUGUGCUUGUGCUCGGACCGACGGACAGGAGCUCCGGGGGAGGAGUACCGUGUCUGAAACCACACAGAAAAGAAAAGAACAUGGCUGCUAAUAUGGGGUCCAUGCGUAUCCUCAUCAAGGGAGGGAAGGUGGUCAAUGAUGACUUCACACAGGAAGCUGAUGUUUACAUCGAGAACGGCAUCAUACAACAGGUUGGAAAGGAGUUGAUGAUACCAGGUGGGGCUAAGGUGAUAGAUGCUUCUGGGAAACUGGUGUUACCAGGUGGAAUCGACACCUGUGUGCACUUGCAGCAAACUUUUAUGAACGCCAGCAUUCAAGACGACUUCUACAGUGGGACCAAGGCAGCUCUGAUGGGUGGCACCACCAUGGUGAUGGCUCUGGUCCUGCCUGAACAACACUGCUCCCUGCUGGACGCUUAUGAGAAGUGUCGCGCUCUGGCAGACGCUAAAACAUGCUGCGACUACACUCUGCAUGUUGGGGUGACCUGGUGGGGACCGAAGGUACGCAACGAGAUGGAGAGCUUAGUGAGGGAGCAUGGAGUGAAUUCCUUCCAGAUGUUCAUGGCCUAUAAAGACAUGAUGAUGCUGCGGGAUUCAGAGCUUUAUCAGACACUGCAGACCUGUAAGGACAUCGGUGCCAUUGCACGAGUGUGUGCGGAAAAUGGAGAGCUUGUGGCAGAGGGUGCUAAAGAGGCUCUGGAUUUAGGUAUCUCUGGACCAGAAGGAAUAGAGAUAAGUCGACCAGAGGAGCUUGAGGCUGAAGCUACUCACAGAGCAAUUACAAUUGCAAACAGGGCUCGCUGUCCCAUCUACCUUGUGAACGUGUCCAGUAUGCUUGCUGGAGACAUGAUUGCUGCUGCUAAGAUGCAGGAUAAGGUGGUCCAUGCUGAGACCACUGUGGCUCAUGCUGUGGUAAAUGGGAACCAGUAUUACCACCAGGACUGGGCCCAUGCUGCUGCUCAUGUCAUCGUUCCUCCUCUACGCCUGGAUCCAAACACACCUAGCUACCUCAUGGGGCUGCUGGGAAAUGACACUCUUAGCGUGGUGGCUUCAGAGCACCGUCCGUUCAGCACAAAGCAGAGAGCGUUGGGUAAAGAAGAUUUCUCUAAGAUCCCACAUGGAGUGGCUGGAGUCCAGGACAGGAUGAGUGUCAUUUGGGAAAGAGGCGUGGUUACAGGAAAAAUGGAUGAGAAUCGAUUUGUGGCUGUGACCAGCUCUAACGCAGCUAAAAUCUACAACCUGUAUCCACGCAAAGGACGUAUCAUCGCUGGAGCUGAUGCCGACGUGGUGGUCUGGGACCCUGAUGCCACAAGGACGAUCUCUGUGAGCACCCAGGUGCAGGGCGGAGACUUCAACCUAUACGAGGGAAUGCGCUGUCACGGCGUGCCUCUGGUCACAAUCAGCAGAGGACGUUUGGUGUGUGAGAACGGCGUGUUUAUGUGCGCCGAAGGAUCCGGCAAGUUCUACCUGCAGCGCACUUUCCCUGACUACCUCUAUAAGAAGAUGGUCCAGAGAGAAAAGAAUCAGUCCUAUAAAGGAGUGGUAAGGGAUCCGUACUCCGGCGAUGUGGCCAAGGUUGCAAACACAAUGAAGAAGGAGCUGGGUUUGGGUCCCAUCGAUGGAGAGUCACCAAACAAACCCAGUGUCCGGGUCCACCAGGGGGUCCGAGACCUCCACGAGUCCUCCUUUAGUCUGUCAGGUUCUCAAGUUGACGACCACAUCCCGAAGAGGUCCUCUGCUCGGAUCCUGGCUCCUCCUGGGGGCCGCUCCAGUGGUAUUUGGUAACGGGCGGUGCUGGAGUCCAAACCGCUUUGACCUCUGUGUUUUUGUUUUAUUUCCAAGCAACCUGGAAAACUGCACUGAUUUUGAACAACAUAGGAUAAAAAAAAACGUUCAAACAAAUUGAAGUAGCAGUCAGAACCAUUUAUUAAUUGGUGUUUUACGAAACUGAAAAGUAAAUUUGUUAUAAACUGAUAUGAACUGCUUAAUAACAUCAAAUUAAAAGGGCUUUGUUUGAAUUUAAAAUGUUUUUUCCAAAUUUUACUCAUUUUAAUAACAUGAUUCAGUGGUGCUUUUAAGCAUGUAAUGCAUUUUAAUAAAUGAAAGAU